Molecule: messenger RNA, 1754 nt
Organism: Camellia sinensis
Lineage: Eukaryota; Viridiplantae; Streptophyta; Magnoliopsida; Ericales; Theaceae
Product: protein BZR1 homolog 1
Biological process (GO): brassinosteroid mediated signaling pathway; DNA-templated transcription
Molecular function (GO): DNA-binding transcription factor activity
Source: RefSeq, a predicted model, not a curated record
GGCAAUUGUGAGGUGAUUAGGGAGAAAGCUAGAUAGAGAGAGAGAGAGAGAGAGAGAGAGGAGGAGAAUAAAGCUAGCAAAUAGUAGAGUUCUCUGCAUUUUCUACGACCCAAUAAUCAAAACGAAGUGUUGUUCUCGUGAGCAGCCUUCGCCGCCCCUUGAGACAGAGAGAGAGAGAGUGGUCGCCGGAGGAAUAAUGACUGCCGGCGGAUCAUCAGGGCGUUUACCGACCUGGAAGGAGAGAGAGAACAACAAGAGGAGAGAGAGGAGGAGAAGAGCUAUUGCUGCCAAGAUAUUUACAGGUCUCAGAGCUCAGGGAAACUACAAGCUUCCCAAACACUGCGACAACAACGAAGUCUUGAAAGCUCUCUGUUCCGAAGCUGGUUGGGUCGUCGAAGACGAUGGCACCACUUAUCGCAAGGGUUGCAGACCUCCCCCAAAUCAAACUGAGAUUGCAGGCAAUACAACAAACAUAAGUAACAUCAGUGCAUGUUCAUCGAUCCAACCGAGCCCAAAUUCCUCAUCCUUUCCAAGUCCUGUACCGUCUUACCACGCCAGCCCAACAUCCUCUUCCUUCCCAAGCCCCACACGUUUUGACGGAAACCCCUCAUCUUACAUUCUGCCUUUCCUCCGAAACUUAGCCUCCAUUCCUUCGUCUCUCCCUCCCCUCCGCAUAUCCAGCAGUGCCCCUGUAACUCCGCCUCUUUCUUCCCCAACUUCCCGAGGUUCAAAGCGAAAGGCCGAUUGGGAAUCAUUUUCCAAUGGCUCAUUGAACACAUUCCGUCACCCCCUUUUCGCUGCCUCUGCCCCAGCAAGUCCCACUCGCCGCCACCAUCUUACACCGGCCACAAUUCCAGAAUGUGAUGAGUCCGAUGCCUCCAGUGUUGAUUCGGGUCAGUGGGUCAGUUUCCAGACAGGGGCAGCUCCGGCUGCUCCAUCGUCCCCAACAUUUAACCUUGUAAAAGCUGUUGCUCAGCAGAGCUCCCUCCAAAAUGGAACUGAUGGGCAUGAAGAAUUGGGCUGGGGAGUAGCAGCACAAAGAGGGCGUGGCUCUGAAUUUGAGUUUGAGAGUGGCACAGUGAAAGCGUGGGAGGGUGAGAUAAUUCAUGAUAUUGGAGUGGACGAUUUGGAGCUCACGCUUGGGAGUGGAAAAGCCCACACUUAAGCUUCCUGUGUGACUUAAUGGUCAUGGAAUGUAAUAAGAGGUGGAAAGAGCUUUCCAUGUAUGCGAUCAAAUGAGCAAACUUCAUUUCUGGUUUGUCAAUGGUCACUCCUUUUCUAUGAGCCAAUUUGUGUGGCAUAGCUCUCAAACUUGCCUGUAAUUUCUGCCACAUUCUGGGAGACUUUGAUUUCCAGUGAGGUCUCUUCUGUCAGCUGCACACUUUCUUCUCAUGGCACUGUUACAGGAAUCUAAACCUCUGAAAUUUAGUUGGUCAAAAGCAGAUUUUCAGGUUGGCUUUGUCGUGGGACUGCAUUUCUCAACCGUCACGGGCUAGGAAAGACUGAAGUAAGUGAAUGGGUGGUUAUUUUCCCUCUUCCCCUUGUUUAUGUUUGUAACUUUUUUCCUUUGAAUAUGUCAACAACCAUCUGAACCUAUUUAAUUGUCAUCAAACUCAGAAAUAGGGAUUGUGUGCUAUUUCUUUGAUUUGGUAAUUUGUAGACAAUGUGAAGAAACAUAAACUCGAAACCAUUUAAGUUUAUUUGUGUUGUCUGUUGUGUUUGCAAGAAAACCCUUCUUGCUUUGCAUUCGUUCA